Molecule: messenger RNA, 586 nt
Organism: Drosophila subpulchrella
Lineage: Eukaryota; Metazoa; Arthropoda; Insecta; Diptera; Drosophilidae
Exons: 2
Coding region: 83-346 (87 amino acids)
Source: RefSeq, a predicted model, not a curated record
CGCCGCUCAACGUAAAAUGUUGUGAGGCAUUUUAACCCCAACAAAGUAUCGCUGUAUUUCUACCGAUUCCCCGAUUCUGGUCAUGGUUUUUCUUCUCAAACUAUUGGCCCUUUUGGCAGUGGCCGUCAUUUCUAUCCAUAUGACCCUUGCACUGGAGUUUAUGGAUGAAGGAAACGAUGAGGGUCAUCAUUUUGAUGAGGAGUUCUCUGCUGAGGUGCCUGGAGUUUUAACAGGUUAUACCAGAGAUACAAUCGCACAUUUCAAUCCCCGAAAAGCCGAUGCUGGAUUUCGACAAUUAUGGGAACGAGUUCCCCCUGAAAAAGUCGAUGUGAUUAAGAGGAGAUAGAGAAACUUAGUCAUAGCUACGUUUACCCACUCAAACUCAUGACCAAAUAUUAUUAAAAUACAAUUACUUUAAAGGAAACCCUAUCAUAUAACGCGAAUAUUUUAUACUUGGAAUAAUACUUUAUUUAUGCACUUAAAGUGCCGAAUUUUGUAACUAAUCAAACAUACCUUAAGUGUAGAAAAACCUUGAACCUGUAUUGAUAUAGAUAAAUGAUGGAAUAAAGGCAAUAUUAAAAAAAUA